This is a messenger RNA of Cyphellophora europaea CBS 101466, 531 nucleotides long. RefSeq lists its product as uncharacterized. Lineage: Eukaryota; Fungi; Ascomycota; Eurotiomycetes; Chaetothyriales; Cyphellophoraceae. The record is from RefSeq and is a predicted model, not a curated record. The transcript is spliced from 2 exons. The coding region runs from base 1 to 531 and encodes 176 amino acids.
AUGGCAACUCAGAGCGCUUCCGGCCACGAAUCACCAAUUAUGCAAUUUCGCGACUUAUGGAUUUACAUCCAGUCCGCCAGUGGCCUCCCCGAGCGGAAGCUUGCCAAAGGUACGGCAGACGACCACAGCGAGAUGACGGAGGCAUGCCUCGUAUCGCUGGGUCACAAUGUGCCUGAUGAUCGCAGAAAAGAACUUCGCUGUGGCCACAAGGCCCUGACAUGGUCGAUAGAGUUCCAUAUUGUUGAAAGAGCCGGCAGAGAGGUGGUCCUUGGAUCCCACGACUGCGAGCAAGUUCGCGCCGCCGACGAUCCGGGCGCGUUCAUAGUGGAAGCAUCCAAGAAGAGCAAAGAAGAGCAACAGCAACACAAACAGCAGAAGGCAAAGGACAAAGAGCGCGAAAAGAAGGAGCGCGCAGAGGAACAAGCAGCCAAGCGGGCUGCACUGAGCUCACAGCAAGAGGAGAAAGACAAAGAGCGUGAAAGGGAACAAGCAGCCAAGCGGGCUGCACGGCUCUCACAGCAGAAGAAGUAG